GGCGCUCAGCAUGGCGGGCUGGCAGCCAGUUUCUAACUUCUGUUCAUAUUCAAGUGACAGGAUCCGAGAACUAGCAAGACCAAAGAAGCCUAAAGCAGCUUGGGAGAACUAUAGUAGUAGGUUAGAAUGGGGAAAUCAGGAGACAAUUUGGCCGCUCUCCCUGAGUGCUUUGACGGCUCAGCCAACGCCAAGAAUUAUGUUUCUGGCCAAACCCAAGAAAAUUUUCAAUGGUGACCUUCAGCGCAGCUGUGGCCGGAUGUCAGAGAUCUGGCAGCGCCCACCGUUGAUGGAUUUAGCUUUACCGUCGCCUCGAAUAUUGAAGUUGGCAGAACCUAAAAAAUACCAAACAGCGUAUUUAAAACAAAGGCCUCGUAGUUCUCCGGAGUGGCCCAUGCCAACAGCUGCACUCACCUGUGAGGCUUCCCAGCGGGUUCUAGAACUUGCGCGUCCCAAAUCAGUGCAUCCAGGCUUCGUGCUAGACAGAAAGGUUGAAACACAAAUUACAGACACUGCGAGGAUGACUCUCACCCCUCCAAGAACACAACGUCUUGCCCAGCCGAAGAUUCAGAAGAAUACUUUGUGUUACGACCGGGGAAGUCCCGAGUCCAUGAUCCGUCCAGUAUCUAGGUCUGCCCAGCAAGCAGUAGCAAAUGUUCGGACACUAGAGUUGGCUAAAGCAAAAGCGGUGUCACCUGAGUAUCUGCCUGCCCGUGACACUGAACGGCCAGUGACAAAGGCAGCAAAGCACGCAGUGACUACACCUAGGAUUGAGGAACUGUCCCAGCCGUGCAAAAGGCCCACUGCGAACCUUGCUCAGUUUGAUCCAGAUGCCUUUUUAGUAAAGGAGUCUGCUAAGAAGGCAGUUUGCUCCAGCAGGCUUCAAAAACUAGCACGCCCUAUUGAGCGCUGAACCCCUUGGCUCUUAAGUUCAUUAAAUCCUUAGAAGAUUCAUGGCUGUCUCGUCUGCUGUCCCCAUCCCCAGUGUGUUUGAUUACAUGUUGUAGACCAGGGAUCUCAAACUCAAUUUACCUUAGGGCCAGUGCCAGUCCUCAAAUCCUCCCAGCGGGCCAAUGUCACUCACGCCACCCAGAACCCACCCCCCAAAAAC
Molecule: messenger RNA, 1108 nt
Organism: Malaclemys terrapin pileata
Lineage: Eukaryota; Metazoa; Chordata; Testudines; Emydidae
Gene: SPMAP2L
Product: theg spermatid protein like
Exons: 9
Coding region: 11-910 (299 amino acids)
Source: RefSeq, a predicted model, not a curated record